Klebsormidium nitens is the source of this 1215-nucleotide messenger RNA. The record is from the annotation of a GenBank genome assembly. NCBI's taxonomy places the organism in Eukaryota, Viridiplantae, Streptophyta, Klebsormidiophyceae, Klebsormidiales, Klebsormidiaceae.
AUGAAUGCGGAGUCGCGUUACUCCCAUGACAAUGAGGAAAAGCCGCAGGGUGCCCCAUUUGGCAUGAUCAUGGCUGCCGUGCCUUUUGAAGAGCUGGCUACUGGACGGGCAUUGGCGCUCACAUGCUGCACAUAUUGUUCGGAGGGCGUCGCAAGGUCCCACCAAGGGUUUCCUGGGGUCUUGAUGGCCCAGCAAUCCCCAAAGGUGAUUAGAACCGCUGUCUGUUCAGAGCCGGAGAGCAGCGCACCCCCGUCUAUCAGCAGUAGCAGCAAGGUUGCGCGGACGAUUGACGGGGUCGGUCACGCAGGAGAGCAGUCCGUAGUGUCCAAGGCCAUGUGGAAGCACCAGGGUGGGGGGGUGGGCCGAGGCCUGCCCCACUCUGAGGCGGUCCGAGUUCACGAGUUACUCGAGUGUCCAGUCUGCACGGAAGCAAUGCUGCCUCCUAUCUAUCAGUGCGCAAACGGGCACACGCUGUGCCACAACUGCAAGGAGCAGGUGAACCACCGGUGCCCCACGUGCCGCGUGCUCCUCAACUUCAAUAUCCGCUGCCUCGCGCUCGAGAAGGUCGCCGAGUCGCUCGAGAUGCCCUGCAAGUACAGCAAGCAGGGCUGCCACGAAGUGCGCACCUUCUACGACAAGGUUAAGCACGAGGCCGACUGCACGUUCCGCCCGUACAACUGCCCCUACGCCGGCUCUGAGUGCCCCGUCAGCGGCGACAUCCCCGCCCUAGUGUCCCACCUGCUCGAGGACCACAAAGUCGACAAGCACCACGGGCCGAUCUUCAACCACCGCUACGUGAAAGAAGACCCGCUUCAAGUGGAGAACGCCACGUGGAUGCUGACGGUGUUCACGGCGUUCGGGCAGCACUUUUGCCUGCACUUCGAGGCGUUUCAGCAGGGGGGCACGGUGCCGGUCUACAUGGCGUUCCUGCGGUUCAUGGGCGAGGAGGACGAGGCGCAGAGCUUCCGGUACAGCCUCGAGGUGGGCAGCGAGGGCCGCAAGCUUAUCUUCCAGGGCGUCCCCCGGACCAUCCGCGACAGCCACCGGAAGGUCCGCGACGCGAACGACGGCAUGAUCAUCCCGCGCAAUUUCGCGCUCUUCAUGUCGGGGGGGGACCACAAGGAGCUCAAGCUGCGGCUCAGCGGGCGCAUCUGGAAGGAGGUCCAAGGGAAGGUGCAGGGGUACGUCUUCUCGGACGGGAAGAAGCCUAGCUGA